AUCCUCCAAUCCCAUUGGCUCUCCGCCGGCCCUGCUUUACAUAUGCCCGCCCCGCUGGCUGCCCAGGGCUUGCGGGGUUCGGCAGGGUUUGCAGCCGCCGCGGUCGCUGCUGCUCUUCAUUGCCGGGCGGGCGAACACCGAGUGAACCCCGGCCCGGGAGCCGGGAACUGGGGAGCCGAGAGCCAAGAACUAGCUGCCGGCGGAGCUGCUGCCGCGGCGGCAUCUGAAUAAAUUUCCGUCCUACGAACACCGAGGCCGGCGUUCAGCGGCUUCUGCGCCCAGCCCGGCCCAGUAGGGAGCGGAUCAGACACUUUUAUUUUAUUUUGGAAGAAAGGGGCGAGUCCGGCGUGAGCUUCUCCCCCGGCCUGACUCGCUCCUUAGCGCGCCCCAGAUCCGGCCUGGGCUCUGGAAGAUGACUCCCUGGUGUGCCCUGUGGAUUCCAGCGGCGACGGCUCGGGGAGGCAUCCGAAAGUAGUCACACUUGGUAGCAGCGGCUGGUGGAAAAGUGAGCCGAAGCGGCGCCGACUCGGCUCUUCCCGCGCCCCGGCGCCCGCUGCUCCUCGCUGCUCCUUCCCCUCGGCUCCCCGGCGGCAUGAAGUGGCGCAGCGAUGGCCAGAAGAGGUAAGAAGCCGGUGGUGCGGACGCUCGAGGAUCUAACGCUGGACUCGGGUUAUGGUGGCGCGGCGGACUCAGUCCGCUCCUCCAACUUGUCCCUGUGCUGUUCCGACUCGCACCCGGCGUCCCCGUAUGGCGGGAGCUGCUGGCCGCCUCUAACUGACUCCAUGCACAGCCGGCACAACAGCUUUGACACUGUCAACACUGCCCUGGUGGAAGACUCCGAGGGGCUGGACUGUGCCGGCCAGCACUGCUCGCGGCUGCUGCCGGACCUCGACGAGGUCCCCUGGACCCUCCAGGAGCUGGAGGCGUUGCUCCUCCGCUCACGGGAUCCCCGGGCAGGCCCGGUGGCCCCCGGCGGCCUGCCUAAAGACGCACUGGCCAAGCUGUCGACGCUGGUGAGCCGGGCGCUGGUACGCAUCGCCAAGGAGGCACAGCGCCUGAGCCUGCGCUUCGCUAAGUGCACCAAGUAUGAGAUCCAGAGCGCCAUGGAGAUCGUGCUGUCCUGGGGCCUGGCGGCGCACUGCACGGCGGCCGCGCUGGCCGCGCUGUCCCUCUAUAACAUGAGCAGUGCCGGUGGCGACCGCCUGGGCCGCGGCAAAUCGGCGCGCUGCGGCCUCACCUUCUCUGUGGGCCGCGUGUACCGCUGGAUGGUGGACAGCCGCGUGGCGCUGCGCAUCCACGAGCACGCAGCCAUCUACCUGACGGCCUGCAUGGAGAGCCUAUUCCGGGACAUCUACGCGCGGGUCGUGGCCUCCGGGCUGCCCAGGAGCUGCAGCGGCCCGGGCCCGGGCUCCAGCUCCGGCCCAGGCCAAGGCUCGGGCCCCGGAGCAGCCCCCGCAGCGGAUAAGGAGCGGGAGGUCCCGGGAGGGGGAGCGGCGAGCGGCGGCGCCUGCAGCGCAGCCAGCAGCGCCAGCGGGGGCAGCAGCUGUUGCGCCCCGCCGACCGUCGCUGCUGCCGCCGCCGCCGCCGCCGCCGCAGCCCCACCGGCAGCCGCCUCCAACCACCACCACCACCACCACCACGCCCUCCACGAGGCGCCCAAGUUCACCGUGGAGACGCUGGAGUACACGGUCAACAACGAUUCCGAGAUCUGGGGGCUGCUGCAGCCCUACCAGCACCUCAUCUGCGGGAAGAACGCCAGCGGAGUGCUCUGCCUGCCAGACAGCCUGAACCUUCACCGGGACCCGCAGCGGACCAGCAAGCCGGGAGAGCUGCCCAUGUUUAGCCAGUCCGAGCUGAGGACCAUCGAGCAAUCCUUGCUGGCCACCCGCGUCGGCAGCAUCGCAGAACUGAGUGACCUGGUGUCCCGAGCAAUGCAUCACCUGCAGCCCCUCAAUGCCAAGCACCAUGGCAAUGGCACCCCCCUGCACCACAAGCAGGGGGCGCUCUACUGGGAGCCCGAGGCCCUGUAUACCCUUUGCUAUUUCAUGCACUGCCCGCAGAUGGAAUGGGAAAAUCCCAACGUGGAGCCCUCCAAAGUCAACCUCCAGGUGGAAAGGCCCUUCCUCGUGCUGCCGCCGCUGAUGGAGUGGAUCCGGGUGGCCGUGGCGCACGCCGGCCACCGCCGCAGCUUCUCCAUGGACAGCGACGACGUCCGCCAGGCCGCCCGGCUGCUGCUGCCCGGCGUGGACUGCGAGCCGCGCCAGCUCAGGGCCGACGACUGCUUUUGCGCUUCUCGGAAGCUGGACGCAGUGGCCAUCGAAGCCAAGUUUAAGCAGGACCUGGGUUUCCGGAUGCUGAACUGUGGGCGGACGGACCUGGUGAAGCAGGCAGUGUCUCUUCUGGGGCCCGAUGGGAUCAACACCAUGAGCGAACAGGGCAUGACCCCCCUGAUGUACGCCUGUGUCCGUGGGGACGAGGCGAUGGUUCAGAUGCUGCUGGAUGCCGGAGCUGACCUGAAUGUGGAGGUUGUCAGUACUCCUCAUAAAUAUCCAUCCGUCCACCCCGAGACCCGCCAUUGGACGGCUCUGACUUUUGCUGUGUUGCAUGGACAUAUUCCUGUAGUUCAGCUCCUCCUGGACGCCGGGGCCAAGGUGGAGGGCUCAGUGGAGCACGGUGAGGAGAACUACUCAGAAACACCCCUCCAGCUCGCAGCCGCCGUAGGAAAUUUUGAACUGGUUAGUUUGCUGUUGGAGCGAGGCGCGGACCCCCUGAUAGGAACCAUGUACAGGAAUGGAAUUUCUACCACCCCCCAGGGUGAUAUGAACUCUUUCAGCCAGGCCGCAGCCCAUGGACACAGGAAUGUGUUCCGCAAACUGCUCGCUCAGCCAGAGAAGGAGAAGAGUGAUAUCCUGUCCCUGGAGGAGAUUCUGGCUGAGGGGACUGACCUGGCGGAGACAGCCCCGCCCCCCCUGUGCGCCAGCCGCAACAGCAAGGCCAAACUCAGAGCCCUGAGGGAGGCCAUGUAUCACAGCGCUGAGCAUGGCUACGUGGAUGUCACAAUUGAUAUCAGGAGCAUAGGUGUCCCGUGGACCCUGCAUACGUGGCUGGAGUCUUUGCGGAUCGCCUUCCAGCAGCACCGCAGGCCCCUCAUUCAGUGCCUGCUGAAGGAGUUCAAGACCAUUCAGGAGGAGGAGUACACGGAGGAGCUGGUCACCCAGGGCCUGCCCCUGAUGUUUGAGAUCUUGAAGGCCAGCAAGAACGAAGUGAUCAGCCAGCAGCUGUGUGUCAUCUUCACUCACUGCUACGGGCCCUACCCCAUCCCCAAGCUCACAGAGAUCAAACGGAAGCAGACCUCACGCCUGGAUCCUCAUUUCCUUAACAAUAAAGAAAUGUCAGAUGUCACCUUUCUGGUAGAAGGAAGACCAUUUUAUGCUCACAAAGUGCUGUUAUUUACAGCAUCUCCAAGGUUCAAAGCACUCCUCUCCAGCAAACCAACGAACGACGGCACCUGCAUCGAGAUCGGGUACGUGAAGUACCCCAUCUUUCAGCUGGUUAUGCAGUAUCUCUACUACGGUGGCCCAGAGUCGCUUCUCAUUAAAAACAACGAGAUAAUGGAGCUCCUGUCUGCCGCUAAAUUUUUCCAGCUGGAGGCUUUGCAGCGACACUGUGAGAUUAUCUGUGCAAAAAGCAUCAAUACCGACAACUGUGUGGAUAUUUACAACCAUGCCAAGUUUCUUGGAGUCACAGAGCUCUCAGCAUAUUGCGAAGGCUACUUUCUCAAAAACAUGAUGGUCCUUAUCGAAAAUGAAGCCUUCAAGCAGCUCCUAUAUGACAAAAAUGGUGAGGGCACGGGCCAGGAUGUGCUGCAGGACUUACAGAGGACGUUGGCCAUCAGGAUUCAGUCAAUCCACUUGUCAUCUUCCAAAGGCUCUGUUGUAUGAGACGUCCGGUCCAGGAGUGUUCCCGGGGACUUGCCAGUUCGGCUGCUAUGUUGGCUUCCCGUGGACCUACACGUCUCACCUGGCGUCUGUGUUUGGCUGAGCCAAGGAGCUGCCUCAACUGCCUCAGCUGCUCUUGACAAAGCAAAUGCAGCUCCCGUGAGCUCCUGUUGAGAAAGGAAGGACAUGCCACUGGCUUACAGAUCAGAGUGCACCUGGAUCCAGAGGUAGAAGGCCGUGGGGCAGCCACGCUGACCUCAUCUGAAAGCCCCCCGGGGCAGUUGAACACCCCUUGCCAAGGACCUCUGUCCAGUGGGCGGACUGAGAACUAAAGGUCAUUCAGGUUCCAGAUUGACAGUUGGAGAACUUCACCGUAGGACCCUGAAUAGCAUUAUAUUUAUUACACAUUAAGGACCUUAGUAGCUGCAGUUCCAUAAGAGUCAACAGGAUAGCAAAUUGGUGAGACUGUUACCAAUAACGAAGACAAAUUUUUAGGGGUGGGAACUUUUUAAAAUGUUCAUAUAAAAACCCCCAAAACAGGGCAGCCUUGUAGUUUAAAAUAUAUUUCUAAAAGCUUAACAGUUCAUUUUCAACUGAAUUGUGUUUAGGGAUCUGUGUUUUGAGAUUUCUUUUCUUUUUUGAAGAAAAAAACAGUAAGUAGCAGGUCUGUACUGUAUAAACAUGCAUCUGACAAGAUAUUGCUGAUAUUCUACACAAGGUGAAAUAAUAACCUUGCCUUAGUGAUCAUGGUUACACAAAAGAGGUGCACUGCCAAUAAUUAUCUUUAACUCAGUAGUUGAAAAAAAAACCUGCAUGCUGAUUGUGGUUUCGGGGUGAGAAUAAAAUCCCCCCACAUUAAAAAAAUCACACAUGCAUUUGCAUGGGCCCGAACCUGUAAACUGUUACGUUUGUGCUUCAUUUUUGCCAAGGUAAAAAUGUCCCAUCACUUCUUGCUAAAAGUCCAUUUGGUGAAACUAACAUAUCCAUUUCCUUCCAUAGUUACGAAUGUCCCUGAGAUGCUGUUGCAGAAGUGUGUUCAUAGAUGAUGCUGCAUAGGGGAUGGGGGCGGGGCACGUUGGAGAAUUUACUAUUAAUCCCAGAGUUCUCUCUGUAUUCUCAGAAGAUGUUAAUAGUUUGUUACUAGCCAGAGAAUAUGACUAUGUUAGAUUAUUUUUAAAGAUGAAAUAUGUAUGAUAGGAUGGAUUCUCUCUGUAUUCCAAGAGUGUACAGUAUAGGGUUAUCUAUAAUGAAAGUUUAUAUUGACAGGGUUCCGUUUGCUCUGCCAUAUAUUAUAAGCAGAAGAGAUUAGUGAAGUGCCACAAUAUUCCAAACAAUCUCUGAGUUGCUGCCUUUUCUUUCUUGUCCUUUCAUUUGAAACCUAGAUAACAUGCAGUUAAAAACUAGGAGAAUGACUCUUACCCUUUGGGAUGGCAAAGUUUUGUUGAUAAACAUAUUUCCUAGCAUGCCUUUGGGAACUUGUGCACAGACCCUAGAGUCUAAAGGAGCUGCUGUUCAAACGUUGUACUAGCCCCCUGAGCCGUUGUUCGGAGGACCAAGGUCAAGUCCUGUUUCUUGGGUGUGACCCAUGGCACACGCGGGCCACAUCCCUCUACAGUAUUGGCUCUUCUCUGACGCUGAUACAAGGCUUCUCUUCCACCUGGUCAUUUGCAAACCUCCCCAGCCCCUACCAUCCAAUGAGGAAGGGGGGAAAAAACAAACUGUCUACAGAGGAAUCCAAGUUACAGAUACACAGCAUGUCCUGAGUCUUUGCUGUCUCUCACCUCCUCCUGUCCUCAGAGUUGCUGCGUGGAUGUUUCCUACCGCGACUGACUUCCCUGUGAAUGUCUGAUGCUAGCUCAGGGCCUUUGGGCAUGGAUUAUGUACAGUGGCAACUCCUGAUGGGCUUCUGUUAUAGUUUGGUGUGCUUUCUCUGUCAUUAAAAGAAAUGAUUUUCCCAA
Messenger RNA from Cervus elaphus (red deer), 5896 nucleotides. It is a transcript of the gene ABTB3, whose product is annotated as BTB domain containing 11. The record is from RefSeq and is a predicted model, not a curated record. The coding region runs from base 609 to 3941 and encodes 1110 amino acids. NCBI's taxonomy places the organism in Eukaryota, Metazoa, Chordata, Mammalia, Artiodactyla, Cervidae. The transcript is spliced from 17 exons. Gene Ontology annotation, molecular function: protein heterodimerization activity.